Ailuropoda melanoleuca (giant panda) is the source of this 3528-nucleotide messenger RNA. It is a transcript of the gene GFM2, whose product is annotated as GTP dependent ribosome recycling factor mitochondrial 2. Lineage: Eukaryota; Metazoa; Chordata; Mammalia; Carnivora; Ursidae. The transcript is spliced from 22 exons. Gene Ontology annotation, cellular component: mitochondrion. Gene Ontology annotation, biological process: ribosome disassembly; mitochondrial translation. Gene Ontology annotation, molecular function: GTPase activity; GTP binding. The record is from RefSeq and is a predicted model, not a curated record. Bases 4 to 2355 code for a protein of 783 amino acids.
GACAUGUUUUCCAACUUGAGGAAGUUUGGAGGAAAUCAUAAGAAAAUACCCAUCCUGCAUGUUAAUAAUAUGUGUUGCUCUGAAAUAAGAGCAAGUUUAAAAAGAUUGAAGCCAUGUGUGCCUCUUGGAAGAAACUACAGUUCUCUACCAGGUUUAGUUGGAAAUGAUAUCAAAUCCCUUCGUUCUGUCAUCAGUCCUCCCAUAGCUAAAAUCCGUAAUAUUGGAAUUAUGGCUCAUAUUGAUGCAGGCAAAACUACCACCACAGAAAGAAUAUUGUACUACUCUGGAUACACAAGAUCACUGGGAGAUGUUGAUGAUGGAGACACUGUGACAGAUUUCAUGGCUCAAGAGCGGGAAAGAGGCAUUACCAUUCAGUCUGCUGCUGUUACAUUUGAUUGGAAGGGGUAUAGAGUCAAUCUAAUUGAUACGCCAGGUCAUGUGGACUUUACCUUGGAGGUUGAGCGCUGCCUUAGAGUGUUGGAUGGUGCAGUAGCUGUGUUUGAUGCCUCUGCUGGUGUAGAGGCACAAACUGUCACAGUAUGGAGGCAAGCUGAUAAACACAAGAUACCUCGAAUCUGUUUUUUAAACAAAAUGGACAAAACUGGAGCAAGUUUUAAGUAUGCAGUUGAAAGCAUCAGAGAGAAGUUGAAGGCAAAGCCUUUGCUUUUACAGUUACCACUUGGUGAAGGCAAAGCUUUCAAAGGCGUUGUGGAUGUUGUAAGUAAAGAAAAACUUCUUUGGAAUCGUCAGUCAGAGGAUGGAAAAGACUUUGAGAGGAAACCCCUCUUGGAAAUGAGUGAUGCUGAAUUGCUGAAGGAAACAACUGAAGCAAGGAAUGACUUAAUUGAACAGGUUGCGGAUUUGGAUGAUGAAUUUGCUGACUUGGUUUUAGGAGAAUUUAGUGAAAAUUUUGAUUUGCUACCAGCUGAAAAGCUACAGACUGCAAUACACAGAGUAACACUGGCUCAGACAGCAGUGCCUGUGCUUUGUGGAAGUGCCCUGAAAAACAAAGGGGUUCAGCCCUUGUUAGAUGCUAUUACUAUGUACUUGCCUUCACCCGAAGAGCGCAACUCUGAAUUUCUGCAGUGGUAUAAGGGUGACUUAUGUGCCCUGGCAUUUAAAGUUCUUCAUGACAAGCAGCGGGGACCACUGGUGUUUCUGCGCAUUUACUCAGGCAUGAUAAAACCCCAGUCGGCCAUUUAUAAUAUUAAUGGAAACUGCACGGAGAGAAUAAGUCGUCUUCUUCUGCCAUUUGCUGACCAACAUACAGAAAUCCCUUCCCUGACUGCUGGUAACAUUGCUUUGACUGUUGGCCUUAAACAUACUGCCACUGGAGACACCAUUGUCUCGUCCAAGUCCAGUGCAUUAGCUGCAGCUCGUCGAGCCGAAAGGGAAGGAGAAAAGAAGCAUAGACAAAACAAUGAAGCAGAGAAACUUUUAUUGGCUGGAGUGGAGAUUCCAGAACCUGUUUUCUUCUGUACCAUAGAGCCCCCUUCAGUGGCUAGGCAGCCAGAUUUGGAUUAUGCACUGAAAUGCCUUCAGCGUGAAGAUCCCAGUUUGAAAGUGAAGCUGGAUCCUUUCUGGACAGAGAGUGGUCAAACCGUCCUCUGUGGUAUGGGGGAGUUACAUAUUGAGAUUAUUCAUGACCGAAUCAAAAGGGAAUAUGGACUGGAAACCUAUCUAGGGCCUCUCCAGGUGGCAUACCGAGAGACCAUCCUAAAUGCAGUUCAUGCCACAGAUACCUUAGAUAGAACUUUAGGAGACAAACGGCAUCUUGUGACUGUAGAGCUGGAAGUAAAACCAAUUGAAACAUCCUCUGUUACGCCAGUUAUCAAGUAUGCUGCAAGUGUUAGUGAAGAUCUUCCAAAGGUCUCCCAAGAGGCCAUUGAAAAUGGAAUUCACAGUGCAUGCCUCCAAGGACCAUUGCUUGGAUCCCCAAUUCAAGAUGUGGCGAUUACUUUACAUUCACUGGUAAUUCAUCCUGGUACCUCCACAACGAUGAUUUCUGCCUGUGUCUCGAGAUGCAUACAAAAGGCUCUGAAGAAAGCUGAUAAGCAAGUUUUAGAGCCUCUGAUGAAUCUCGAGGUGACGGUGACAAGAGAUUACCUCAGCCCUGUCCUGGCAGAUCUGGCACAAAGAAGAGGAACCAUUCAGGAAAUCCAGACUCGUCAGGAAAACAAAAUUGUUACUGGAUUUGUUCCCUUAGCAGAAAUUAUGGGUUAUUCAACUGUGCUUCGAACACUUACCUCCGGCUCAGCUACUUUUGCCUUAGAACUCUCUAAUUAUCAAGCCAUGAAUCCUCAAGACCAAACUGCACUGCUCAGCCAGCGGGGUGGCUUGACCCAAGUGCUGUAGGUCUUCGGAGACCACCUCACGAGCACCUCCCUACUGCUUUUUCAGGCAACGUUGCUGUUGUGUGGUCAGCAGAACCUUGGGAGGUAUUCGUGCUCUUGGCACCAAAAAACGGUAGCAAACUUUAUUCCCAUAGUGCUUGUUAGCAUAUUUUGACUUUCAGUUUUACCAAAACUUACUUGGGUUCCAGAACCAUUUUUCCCUCUUGUUGCCAAUGAACAGUGUGCCAGAAUCUCAGAAAAUACCUUCGAGAAAGUUACGUCAAUUCCUAGUAGACUUACAGUUUUGAGAUACUUUUUAAUGCUAAUGUCCUUUUCCUUGAAGGAAAUUUUGUAAAAUCUGGUGUUUAAUGAAGCUGGACAAAGUAGAACUGUUCUUAAGGAACAGGGUCUGAGAGCCACCAUUCCUCCUACUACCCCGUCCCUCCAAGGAUGCAGACCCAAAGACUACACAGCCUAAAAUCCGUGGAACUGGACCACAGCCUUCCUCAUAUCUUAGCAGAGGAGAUACAAGGUUAAUGCAAUCAAGGGUCUUUAGGGAAGAAAACAAAGUCAUGAUGUUUGCUUCACUUACCAUCAAAAUCAAGAGGGUCCACUUUAUAGUAAUUUCUCCAAUCUUGUCCGUAACUAAUCCAAUCUAAGUACCAAGGAGCAGAAAGGAUCACAGGGAAGCCAGCUGCCGUGACUGCAGCUUGUGUCACAUGAUACAUUUCAUUUUUCCAUACUUGAACAACUGUGCCUGGGUUUAGCUAUUAAAGUUAAAAACAGCAUGUGUGAUGAGGUCCAACAAUUACAAAUGAAAUUAAAGCCAUUGUAGCUAGAAAAAUAACUUCCCAAGAUUCUUGAAAAAAAACAUUUUCCCCCCGUCAGAGCUAGUACUAAACAUUACUGGCUGUAGAGCCUUAAAAUUACAAGUUUCAUCAGCCUUAAGGUUGGAUAUUUAACUUCUGCCUAUAUAAGACACCACAUUGGUAAAAUGCACUAAGGCUUCACUCCCAUUUGUACCACACUACCGUUAUUCUGACUUUGGAACUUUGAGGAUUUCACUAACCCUUCUGGAAAGAUAAUACUAGUAGCUGGUUUUGAAAUAGUCAGUUACCUGAAGGAAAAUAAAAAGCAUAUACAUUGACAAUUUAAAACUACCUUUGUUGCAAUAAAGACUCAUUCAUUCUUGUUU